Molecule: messenger RNA, 2047 nt
Organism: Dermacentor silvarum
Lineage: Eukaryota; Metazoa; Arthropoda; Arachnida; Ixodida; Ixodidae
Product: retinol dehydrogenase 5-like
Exons: 6
Coding region: 111-1394 (427 amino acids)
Source: RefSeq, a predicted model, not a curated record
CACUGACCGAUCCCGGCCGGCCGCCGGGACUCUAGGCCUGCAAGAAGACCACGGCGAGCGCGACCCAGGUCGCGGCCUUCGCAAGCACUCGGUGUGACCACUAUGACGUCAUGAGCAGGACUGACUCAAUGGCGUUCUCCGGGCGUUCGGCGACUGCCGAUGUCGCCGUGGAGACGACGCGUAGGCGCCAGGCCAGCGCUCCCAUGUUGGUAUUCGCGGGACUGUCCCUGUGCACUUUCGUGGUGACGGCCGUCACGCCGCCCCUGGCCUACGCCGUCUCCCUGAUCGGCCACGUAACCUUCGCCAUCGUGAUCGGCUUCUGCCUCAAGCGCCACCUGACGGCCAACUUCGGCCGCAGGCUACCGGUGACCGGCAAGGCCGUCUUUGUCACAGGAUGCGACACGGGUCUCGGGCAGAUGAUCGCACUGGGACUACAGCAGAAAGGCUUCGUUGUGUUCGCCGGGUGUCUGGACCUCAACUCGGAAGGGUCGCGCACCCUCAUGUCCCACUCGAUCACCGUACUCCACGUGGACUACCUCAAGCCCGACACUAUCGUCAGAGCGUACGAAGACGUCAAGGAACGCCUCAACGGCAAAUCUCUUUGGGGUGUCGUGGCCAAUGCCGGCGUGGCAUGCUACGGCGAACUGGAGUGGGUACCUCUCAAGGAAAUGCAGCGGGUCAUCGACAUCAACAUCCUCGGCACGCUGAAGUUCGUCAUGUCCGGUCUGCCGCAAAUCAAGAGCAGCAACGGCCGCGUUGUUUUUAUUACUGGGUUGCAAGGCAGGGUCUCAAUUCCUGGAAUGGUGAUCGGGUCAGCAACAACAGCUGCCCUGUGCCACUACGCAGACGGCCUUCGCCGAGAAAUGGCCAAGUUCAACGUCCAAGUGUGCACUGUUGAACCGGCGUUUUACAAGACCCAGAUGACGGACCCGACGGAAGUCACGCAGGCUCUCAACGAAGUGAUUCGUCGGCUGCCCAACCUGGUCCAGGAAGAGUAUGGAUCCGCCUACCUGGAAAGCUUCAAGUUCACCUUCGCCAAGAGGCUGAGACGGUUCUCGCGCCAGAACUUCCAGGAGGUGUCCACUGCCGUCGUCCGUGCGCUGCUGAGCAGUGAGACCAACGUGCGCUACUGCUGCUGUGGGAUGCGCCAGUCGCUCACCUGGGCCGUCCUCGAGUUCCUGCCGCUCAAAAUUUGCGACUUCUUCCUCAUCCUGCAGUUCACGCCCAGGGCCGCUCUCGCGGGCAACAUCCGGGUGAGAAACGUCAUCGUCCAGCCGCUGCCCACCGACGACAUUGCCCUGAUGAGCAGCUGUAACAAACCGCAGGACCACAUGGAGACCGUGCAGCCCGCUUACCAGACGCCGCCCAUCCUCAAGCCGGGCACCCAUUUGUAGAAGGACGCGCGGAGAAGCGCGCACUUCUUCGGGCGAGCCUUCACAUCUGUGGCGUGGGAGCACUUUCUGGAUGACACUGAAUUCCUGGAUUCGAAUUCCUGGAUGACAAUGAAGGCCCCAAUCAAGCGCACGGCGCACGAAAGUUAGUGUCCACCGCAUGUCUGAACGUCCAGAAGCAUGGUUCGUGAUGAAAAUCUGACACGCUAGGGCUAACAAAAAGUGUUGUUCUUGCUGAAAAUGUGGCUUCACCAUUCGAUGCGUUGCGUGCGGGUGGAGCCUGGAAAUCGUAAAGAAAGUUAGCAAAAAAAUAAGCCUCAGCAAGUCUCACUAAUAAAUUUUCGUUCAUUCUUAAUUUUUUUUCUCAUGGAAUAAGCUAUCGGACGAGGGCUUUUCUGGUCUUUUUUUUUUUACUUCGUGUUCAUGUGCUCACUGGGAUCUAGAGUCAUCAUGGGCACAUAUUGCGUGCAUUAACAGGAAGCAAGAUCACAGAACUCGAGUCAAAGUACUCUAGCGGCACUGCGACUCAACAUAUGUAGAUCGUCCGUAUAAACGACGCCACUUUCCAGUCAUGCCGUUGCUCUAGGUAGGCGUUACGUACGCACGUACCCGAAUUGUAGCGGCAUUGGCUUCGCGAGGGGCUUGCUAUAUAUAUC